Fraxinus pennsylvanica is the source of this 699-nucleotide messenger RNA. NCBI's taxonomy places the organism in Eukaryota, Viridiplantae, Streptophyta, Magnoliopsida, Lamiales, Oleaceae. The record is from the annotation of a GenBank genome assembly.
AUGUUAUUUUAUUCCAAGGGAUCUGGAGAAGUAGAGAAAUAUGCUGUUAGCCGAUUCUUCUCGUUCUUUUCUAAUCUUUUUACUCCUUUUCAGGAUGAUACUGCAUUUGAAAAGCAGAGUGCCCUGUUUGCCCUAGCUGUUUCGGAUAUAGUGCUAAUAAACAUGUGGUGUCAUGACAUUGGCCGUGAGCAGGCUGCAAAUAAGCCUCUCUUAAAAACUGUAUUCCAGGUCAUGAUGAGAUUAUUUAGUCCACGCAAAACAACUUUAAUGUUUGUUAUACGUGAUAAAACAAGGACGCCUUUGGAAAACCUGGAACCUGUUUUAAGAGAAGACAUUCAGAAGAUAUGGGAUGCAGUUCCUAAGCCAAGUGCGCACACGGAAACUCCAUUAAGCGAAUUCUUUAAUGUCGAAGUUACAGCUCUUUCUAGUUAUGAAGAGAGGGAAGAACAAUUCAAAGAGCAGGUGGCGAGCCUAAGACAGAGAUUCUUUCAUUCUAUUGCUCCUGGUGGCCUUGCUGGGGAUAGGCGAGCUGUAGUUCCUGCUUCUGGCUUUUCAUUUAGUGCGCAACAAAUUUGGAAGAUCAUAUUUUCUUCUUUUAUUGCAAACGAGAUAGCUUUUCUUGUAAACAUAUUUUUGAAGGUUUUGCUUGAUUCAUUAUAUUUUGCUUUAUUUUAUCUGCACGCACAACGUCCAACCUAA